GGGACGUCUUCAACGCAUCAAUGCAGCAGCGCCAUCUUGUCAACUGGGGGAGAGAGUUUGCAUCGGGGUCCGGAUUCAUGUCAUGAGGGUGGUAUCUUGAGGGGUUGUGUUGAGUAUUGGCCCUGGCCAGAUCUUCAGUCGCUCACUUGGCUCUUCCUUGACAUCAUGAAGAUGGACGCUCGAUCCGGUAUGAAGCUCGCGGUGGUUCUGCUCGUUCACCUGGCGCUCUGCGCGUCUCCUGUGUUCGGUGCCCCGCCUGGAGGAUGGAUAAAUGGGCGCAUCACGUACUAUGGUUCGCCAAAUGGCGGAGGGACGCAGGGCGGUGCUUGCGGGUAUCAGAACACUGUAUCGUUGGGAUAUGGCUUUAUGACAGCAGCACUGAGUACCACUCUGUUUAAAGGUGGAGCGGCCUGUGGUGCGUGCUACCAGCUGCAGUGUGCCCCAGUCAGCGAAACCCCGAGUGGGUUACUCAAGAGGAACUGGUGCUGGCAGGUGGGUAGAAGCAUUCUCGUCACCGCUACCAACCUCUGUCCUCCAGGCUCUUCAGGAGGAUGGUGUAACCCUCCGCAGCACCAUUUCGACUUGCCAAUGCCUGCCUUCUUGGCCCUCGCUAGGCGUGAAGGGGGUGUUGUUCCAGUCUACUACCGGAAGGUGAAUUGUGCGAGGAAGGGUGGAAUUCGAUUCACUGUGGGAGGCAAUCCUUGGUUCUUGAUGAUCCUUAUUCACAACGUUGGCGGGGCAGGUGAUGUGGUAGCUGUCAAGGUUAAGUGCCCCACCUCCGGAUGGUAUGACAUGUACCGGAACUGGGGUGCAUUAUGGACUGUGCAGAAGAAGAUGAAUGGGCCACUUUCCUUCGCGAUCACAACGAGCGACGGGCGCACGGUGACCACCUACAAUGCGGUGGGCAACGGUUGGAAGUUCGGGCAGACCUGGGAGGGCGCCCAAUACAGGUGAUCGACGCGUACUUCCAGGUCGCAGAGAGAAUUCGACGGACGGAUGAUCCCCUACACGAUUUUUUUAGAAUUAUUUAUCUGCUUAUUUUUGUUUACGAGCCGAAGUCUAGGCGGAGCAGGUGGUACACGCAGUGCGUAGGACUUUCUGGAAUCAACCUAGAUCUUCAGAUCGGUAAUAGUUCGUGUUUUCUCCUCCCAGUGAUGAUCCGCGCUGAGCUUGCAUCAGUCGGUAGGCCGCGCUAGAGAUCGAAAGGCACGGAACGUCGAAUAUUAUCCUCUCGGCACAGAGUCGAGGGUCUCUUCUUGCCAGUCUUUCGGAGCUGGUCAUGGAAUUAGUUUGUCCUUGUAGCCUGAAAGGAGUCCAUGUUCUGCAGACGCUAUUUUUACUUAGCAAGGGGAGUAAUUGUGUGUAUGGUACCUACCUGCAUGUGGCUUGAGCAGUGCUGAUUGAUGUCUGCCGCCUUGAUCUAGUGUCUAGUUUUAUGUUCUUUAGCUGGCUAGUUUUUGUGCUGUAUCGCACAGUUUUCAACACCCUAUAAUAUAUUACGAAACUCCCAUUCUUA
Physcomitrium patens is the source of this 1516-nucleotide messenger RNA. Its product is annotated as expansin-A14. Lineage: Eukaryota; Viridiplantae; Streptophyta; Bryopsida; Funariales; Funariaceae. The record is from RefSeq and is a predicted model, not a curated record. Gene Ontology annotation, cellular component: extracellular region. Gene Ontology annotation, biological process: plant-type cell wall organization.